AUGCCCGCUCAGAAGCGUUCCUUCCCCGAUUCUCCUGACGAUCACGACCGCCACACCAAACACCACAACCACCAAGAAAAUUCUGAACAAGAAGAAGAAGCACAACAACAACAAAUGGAUAAUAACGAAUCAAAUGGUUCAGCUCGUGUCGUUCGAGCUACGACGCCUUCGGUUUCCGAAUUCCUCCGAUUUGAUUCGUAA
This is a messenger RNA of Sphenostylis stenocarpa, 201 nucleotides long. The record is from the annotation of a GenBank genome assembly. NCBI's taxonomy places the organism in Eukaryota, Viridiplantae, Streptophyta, Magnoliopsida, Fabales, Fabaceae.